AUGAAGUUUCACGUUAACAAACCGUUUAACAAGGUUCGCGAUAUCGGCAGUACCGUCCUUGGAAACGCUAGAGUCCAUGUAGGGGAUUUCAUGAAAGAAGCUGGCAACAAGAUUAAAGGAAAUAAUGGAAAGCCCCCAUCUCCUGAGAUAUCUUCGGCCGGAGCCGGGAAUCGGCCAGAUGUUGUCCAGGGUUUUGACGAUCAAGGCCAGGUGGAUAGUAUUAGCCAAGACGGCUCCAACCCCGUCUCUAGCUCUGAUGUCGACGGCAGCAUUCCCCGACUCUCUAGUAUGAAAACACUCAGUCCCGCCGCUUCCUUUGGGGCUGGGAGCCUUGGCUUGGAGGCCCGAAAUAUCGAGGUUGAUGAAUCGGAAAUCGACAUGCUCCAAAGCUCUAUACCUACACAAACGCUAUUAGGUCAGAAAUAUUCGGAUUGGUAUUAUCAACAGUUAGCAAAUCGAUCUCAGUUGCCCACGUCACCUUAUCCCCAAGUUCCUAUAUCUGAAGCAAUAUAUGGGGGGCACCAGCCGCAGGGGCCACACGAACUCUAUGGCUCCUCUACCUUUGGGAUCGACGGUGCUCAAGAUGGAGGAGAAAUUCAUGAACUAGCGAGUAGCAGCCGGGGUGAAAUGCUGUCAAACUAUGGAUACCUAGAUUUCUGGCAGGAUACACCAGAUAUCGACCAGAUUUCUUCUGGGCGACUGCUCGGACCUCCUCUAUUAGGGCCUGAAUUUCUACAGGACAGUACGCCCGAUUCUAUAAUAAAUACUCUCCCUUUAUCUUCCUCGACUACUGUAGCGAAACUUCCAAAAGAUAUCGGAGAGGAUCUACGACGUGAAGACCCUCUUUUGAAUCGACGUUUCUUAGUUGGAGCAUGGCAAAUGCUCAAGAAACUUCGUAUUGCCUCGAAGCAUGAAACUGCGUCUCCUCAAAUGCGUGCCUUCGUCGACUCACUCGGGGGACUCGACAACAUAAUUGGGGUUGGCUUAAGUGCAUUGAAGAAUAUUCUAGACGGCAAUAUCCCGACUGACAUCACUCAAGUCUACUGCUUCCUUCAUGUUGCUUACGCGAUGUCGCGAGCGGAGAAGAACGCAAAGGAUGAUGACUUACUCCCGUUAGCAUUUCGUAAUGAUCUUGAGCUUUUCCGAAAAUGCUUGCCAUCUACCAGCGAAGUGCCGGAUCAGCCCACCCAGCAAGAUCUCUUUGAUGAGAUUGUCAAGGUAAUGUGGAAGGAAGUCCAAAGAGCUGUGGAAUGGACUGGUUCAUUUUUGGGCAAAGAUCUUAGUCGACAACUACGGGAUAGUAUUAAAGUUGAUGUGCCGGUUGCAAAGAGAUCUCCUAUUAAUAAUAAUAAGGGACCCUCAGGUGGAGUUCAGAAGACUCGGCCAAACGUUCCUCGAAAAGCAGCUCUAGUAAUAGAGAAACACCUUCAAGGAGUCUCACCCAAGGAACUGAGAUUACUUAUAGCACCUCCUGGAGCAUUUAACAAACCCUUCUCGAUUACCAUCGAUCAAAUUAUCAACAGUACGAUAUUUCAAGAUAUAUUGAAUACAGUAACGAAACUUGGGUUCGCAAGAUUCUUUUACUUGUACUUGAAUACCGUUUCGUCCGAUAUGCACAAAACAAUCGAGUACGAACUUCGCUUUCCCGCCACGGAAGAUGCGAGUGACUGUGUCUUCUGCGGCGACCCACAUUCUUGGGGUUCAGGUUGUCCAACCUGCGACAAGGCGAUACAGAGGGUAACCCAAUCCCAGGUAAUUGCUCUCAAAGGACUCUACGACCAAGUCACGGAGGAAUUGAAAAAGACAAAAAGCAAUACCGGUCUAGCUGUCCCCUGGUUACUUACUCCUCCAACAAACCUGGUCUUAAAAGAUAUAACACCCGUGAAAUCAAGACCAGCGAAAACAGGGGACUUUGUAUGUUCGGUUCCAAACUGUACCCGUGGUCCAUGGGUCAACAAACAAUCGCUCGAUCAACAUAUGAAAGGGUUCCAUAAUCCCAAACCCCAAGCUUACAUUAUCUGUGGAUUCAACGGGUGUACUGCCAAGCGGGGUCACAAAGGAGGGAUGGAGAAAACCUUGGACAACAUGAGGACUCACAAAAGAGAGAAUAACCAUUUUACUCCGGAGGAGUUGGUUAACGGGACCUUUGGGUUGACUAUUAAUGUUAGGCAGUAG
Molecule: messenger RNA, 2175 nt
Organism: Orbilia oligospora ATCC 24927
Lineage: Eukaryota; Fungi; Ascomycota; Orbiliomycetes; Orbiliales; Orbiliaceae
Exons: 3
Coding region: 1-2175 (724 amino acids)
Biological process (GO): regulation of DNA-templated transcription
Molecular function (GO): sequence-specific DNA binding; DNA-binding transcription factor activity
Source: RefSeq, a predicted model, not a curated record